Molecule: messenger RNA, 309 nt
Organism: Trypanosoma brucei brucei TREU927
Lineage: Eukaryota; Euglenozoa; Kinetoplastea; Trypanosomatida; Trypanosomatidae
Exons: 1
Coding region: 1-309 (102 amino acids)
Source: RefSeq, a predicted model, not a curated record
AUGUUUUUUAUCGUUGUUACUGUCAUCCACUUGCGAACUCAGCUCACAAGACAUCCGUUCACAGAAUUCACUCAUUUGGCGGUGGGUUUGGCGCCACCGACCAUGCGCUUUUUUCGGGAAUAUACCAGAUUGCGGUUUCAGAAGCCCACACAGUUCAUGCGUCUGUGCCCACGACGUAGACAUGUUACGCAAAUCUGUGACACUUUUAAUUUGCUUCGCCCAUUGGGAAUUCCCUCUAACCACGAAGAAUGCAUAGCAACAUCGCUCCAAGCAGAACUACUUCUUGACAAGAUUCUCUACAUCUCCUAA